Molecule: messenger RNA, 3029 nt
Organism: Cololabis saira (Pacific saury)
Lineage: Eukaryota; Metazoa; Chordata; Actinopteri; Beloniformes; Belonidae
Gene: trpc6b
Product: transient receptor potential cation channel, subfamily C, member 6b
Exons: 13
Coding region: 324-2897 (857 amino acids)
Biological process (GO): regulation of cytosolic calcium ion concentration; calcium ion transmembrane transport; manganese ion transport
Cellular component (GO): membrane; cation channel complex
Molecular function (GO): inositol 1,4,5 trisphosphate binding; store-operated calcium channel activity; protein binding
Source: RefSeq, a predicted model, not a curated record
UUGAAAGUCAAGGAAAUUAAACCUAAUCCCCAUUCCAGGACACACCUUAAAAGCUAUCUAAAAAACCGCCCACUACGGGCGCCAGCUCCCAGAGCAUGAAACCCCAAGCUGGGAGGCAUUGUGAGUCAGGUGGACGGAGGCAGGUGGUCCUGAGGCAAACAUCACUUGGGGAUAAUAGAACAUACGGUGCAGCUGAUCCUGCCUGGACGUCGUUUUUGGCUCCUGAUGGUCCAGGACUUAAAUGUUUCUGAAGUUAUUAGGUGGAUGAGGCUUUGAGUCAUCACUGAUGCAUCACUUUCUCUGACUGACAUCCCGGUCGCAUCAUGAUGCAGAGAUGCAAAAUAUCAAGGCGUUCUCAGAAAUCCAGAUGGUCCGGUGAAGUGAACACCAUGAUGCCGGGGCAGAUUCCAGCCAAGUCCCGGAGACAAGCUGCGCGGGGAGCUGGCUACCUGUUCGAAGCUCAGUCGUCCUCCUCUCUCUCUGUAACCGAGGAGUAUUUUCUUGAAGCUGCAGAGUAUGGCAAUGUUCCCGAAGUGAGGCGGAUGCUGGAGGAGCUUCCUCAGCUCAACGUCAACUGUGUAAACUACAUGGGCCAGAACGCCCUGCAGCUGGCGGUCGCCAGCGAGCAUUUGGAAGUCACCAAGCUGCUACUGAAGCAGAGAGACCUCGCUCGAAUAGGGGACGCUUUGCUGUUAGCCAUCAGUAAAGGCUACAUCCGGAUAGUAGAGACCAUAUUGAGCCACGAGGCCUUUGCAGACGGCCAGAGACUGACUAACAGCCCCGGCCAGGCAGAGACACAGGAUGACUUUUUUUCUUUCGAUGAGAAUGGCACCCGUUUUUCCCACGACAUCACUCCCGUCAUACUGGCUUCGCAGUGCCACGCGUAUGAAAUAGUGCAUAUACUUUUUCUGAAAGGGGCCCGUAUAGAGCGGCCCCAUGAUUUCUUCUGCCAGUGCAGGCCCUGCAGCGAGCAGCAGAGGCAGGACUCUUUCAGCCUUUCACAAUCCCGCAUCAAUGCAUACAAAGGUCUGGCCAGUCCAGCAUAUCUGUGCCUUUCCAACGAAGACGCGGUGAUGGCAGCUUUGGAGCUGAGCAACGAGCUGGCAGUUCUGGCCAACACUGAAAAGGAGUUCAAGAACGAUUACAAGAAACUGUCUCUGGAGUGUAAAGACUUCGUGGUGGGACUCCUGGACUUGUGUCGGAACACAGAGGAGGUGGAGGCGAUCUUAAACGGGGACGGUGAAUCAUGCACCAACUCUGAAUUCUUUGGCAGACAAAACCUCAUCAGGUUAAAACUGGCAAUAAAAUAUGAAGUAAAAAAGUUUGUGGCACAUCCAAACUGCCAGCAGCAACUGCGCUCCAUCUGGUACCAGAACUUGUCCGGACUGCAACAGCAAACAAUGGCAGUAAAGAUUCUUCUUGUCCUCGGCGUAGCCGUCGGGCUGCCCAUCCUGGCUGUCAUCUACUGGAUGGCCCCGUCAAGUAAGUUAGGGAAACUUAUGUGCGGACCCUUCCUGAAGUUUGUGGCCCAUGCAGCUUCCUUUGUGAUAUUUCUUGGUCUGCUGGUCCUGAACGCAGCGGACCGCUUCGCAGGAACGUCGCUUCUGCCCAACAUGACCACCCACGAUUAUCCUUCACAGCUCUUCCGGAUGAAGACCACUCCCUUCACCUGGAUGGAGAUCCUCAUCAUUUCCUGGGUCAUAGGGAAGAUUUGGGAAGAAUGUAAGGAUAUUUGGUCACAAGACAUCCGAGAAUACCUGUCAGAACCCUGGAAUCUCCUGGACUUUAGUAUUUUGUCCAUUUUCAUGACCUCUUUCAUUGCCAGGCUAAUGGCUUUCUGGCAUGCACAUGCUGCUCAGUGUUACAUUGACAAGCACUACGAUGGCCUGUCCAACAUGACCUUGCCCUUCGAGAUACGGUACUACCAGCUUGCGAGAAUCCACUGGAUUCCCUCAGACCCACAGCUCAUCUCCGAAGGCCUCUAUGCGAUCGCUGUCGUGCUGAGUUUUUCUCGCAUCGCUUACAUCUUGCCUGCCAACGAGAGAUUCGGGCCUUUGCAGAUCUCUCUGGGAAGAACGGUGAAGGACAUCUUUAAGUUCAUGGUGAUUUUCAUGACCGUCUUUGUGGCGUUCAUGGUGGGAAUGUUCAACCUGUACUCGUACUACCUUGGAGCCAAGCACAACGACGCCUUCACGACUGUUGAGGAAAGUUUUAAAACACUAUUCUGGGCCAUCUUUGGACUGUCAGAAGUCAAAUCCGUGGUCAUUAACAUCAACCAUAAGUUUAUAGAAAAUAUAGGCUAUGUUCUGUACGGGGUGUACAACAUCAUCAUGGUGAUUGUCUUGUUGAAUAUGCUCAUAGCCAUGUUCAACAGCUCCUUCCAAGAAAUUGAGGAUGACGCCGAUGUUGAGUGGAAAUUCGCCAGAGCCAAACUGUGGUUCUCUUACUUUGAGCACGGCAGCACACUGCCCGUCCCCUUCAACCUCGUACCCAGCCCCAAGUUCGUAGUGUCCCUCUUGCUUGGAAUGAAGAGAUUACUCUGGGAUGUCCUCGCGUGCAAAAACAGAGACAAUUCAAAUGAUGAGAUGGAACUUAAUAACUUAAGGCAACACGAAGGACUGAAGGGGGACUCAUCUCUUCACCCAACUCGUCACCAAAAGGUAAUGAAGUGUCUCAUCAAAAGAUACAUAUUAAAAGCGCAGACAGAUAAAGAGAACAGUGAAGUAAAUGAAGGGGAGCUGAAAGAGAUCAAACAGGACAUCUCCAGUCUUCGCUUCGAGCUGCUGGAGAGGGGGAACCACGACAUGACGACGCUGACGGAGCUCCUGAGGCAGCUGGGAGACGUCGUCAGCGUUAGGCAGAAAGCAGAGCAGAAGCACGAGCUUAAAAAGCACUAAACCUGAGAGAAUCAUUUCCUUCACAUAAUGUAAUCAUCUCAUCAAUGAGGCAUACAGUCAGAGGAUGCUUUGGUCAGACUUAAAACACAGUUUUAUCUAAAAUCAUACUCAUCCAGAGUAGAUAUUCUGACU